Molecule: messenger RNA, 2835 nt
Organism: Neltuma alba
Lineage: Eukaryota; Viridiplantae; Streptophyta; Magnoliopsida; Fabales; Fabaceae
Product: probable serine/threonine-protein kinase SIS8
Biological process (GO): protein phosphorylation
Molecular function (GO): protein serine/threonine kinase activity; ATP binding
Source: RefSeq, a predicted model, not a curated record
UUGAUAAUGAGCUGAAGCAGCUUGAGAAAAAAGCCUAUAAAUUAUUAAAGAACUUCCACUUUUCUGAACAGGGACUAAUCUUAAGUGGCCUACUUCAGAAACUUGCUGACAUUGUGGUUAAUAGAAUGGGUGGUCCAGUUGGUGAUGCUGAUGAAAUUUUGAAAAGGUGGACCAUGAGGAGCCGUGAGUUAAGAAAUUCAUUAAGAACCAGUGUUCUUCCCAUUGGCUGUCUUGAUGUUGGACUUUCACGUCACCGUGCCCUACUUUUCAAGGUACUUUCAGAUAGAAUUAAUGUUCCCUGUUUGCUGGUCAAAGGGAGUUACUACACUGGAACUGAUGAUGGAGCUGUGAAUUUGAUCAAAGCUGAUGAUGGGAGUGAAUUCAUUAUUGAUCUGAUGGGUGCUCCUGGUGCUCUUAUUCCUGCCGAAAUACCCAGCAGUCAGCUUCAAAACUACAGUUUUCCUGUAAGGAGCUGUACAGAUAUUGUGGAGGUAUCAAAAGACGCACAUUUGAUGUUAGAUGACGGAAGUAGAAUGCUGGCAGUUUCUGGAAGAUGUUCAGCGGUAGGCACCGCUUGGCCAGAAGAAUUAAUAAAUGUUGGCAGUAAAAAAAUACCAGUUGAAAGGAAUUCUGUUGGAAUGAAUCAAGCAGAGAGGUCUGAGCAUAAAUUUGGGAAUCAUCUUCAGUCACUGCAUAAAUCAGGUGAAAGCUCUUCAGGUGCAAAAGCAUCACCAGCAGGAAAAAAGCAAGCGAAAGAUGUAUCAACAGGCCCAGAUUUUGCUCAAAACUUACACAUUGUUCAAUUAGAAAAUUAUGCACUACCUUCAUCGGAUCUCUUUUCACAUAUUAAUACACAAAAUACAGCUCAAGAUAAAGUGUUUGAAGAUUUUCCUCAGGUUACUGAAAAAAUUGUCAAAAAUUCUGUCCAAGCUGAUCCAGAUAAGUUGUUAUCAAGCUGUGAAAAGUCUGUCAAAUCCCCUCAAGGGGUGUGCUCUACCAGUGAUAAUGCGAGGAAGGUGCCAGAUACUUUCUGUAAUGGAAUUGAAGAACUGGAGCAGCUAGAAGCAUUAGACAUAGAAAGCGCUUCAUCCAAUGCUCAUCAGAAGCAUGAAGAGCAAUUUCUUGAGUCGUCCUUGCCCAGAGCAGCUGUGUCUUGCAAAAGACAAAGAGGGGUUAACUUUGUUUGCGACGAUGAUGAAAAUCUUCUUAAUAAUAAGGCUGUAGAGGCUUUUAAUGACACUGAAUUGGAUAAGGCUUCUGCUGUCCAAUUAAAUGAAACAGCUAAUGGAGAUCACACUAAAUAUGAUGGCAAAAGUGAUAAAGUUAAUGCAGUUCUAGGUGAGGGCGUAGAAUGGGAGAUUCAAUGGGAGGAUCUUCAAAUUGGUGAGCGAAUUGGUAUUGGUUCCUAUGGUGAGGUCUAUCAUGCUGACUUGAAAGGCACCGAAGUGGCUGUGAAGAAGUUUCUAGACCAAGAUUUCUCUGGUGAUGCAUUGGCUCAGUUUAAAUCGGAAGUUGAGAUAAUGUUGAGACUGCGGCAUCCUAAUGUUGUGCUCUUCAUGGGAGCAAUUACCCGACCCCCACAUUCCUCUAUCUUGACAGAGUUUCUCCCAAGAGGAAGUCUAUAUAGGCUAUUACACCGACCCAAUUUUCGACUUGAAGAGAAGAGACGGUUGCGUAUGGCUUUUGAUGUGGCUAAGGGAAUGAAUUACUUGCACACAAGCCAUCCUCCCAUUGUCCAUCGGGAUUUGAAGUCUCCAAAUCUUCUUGUUGACAAACAUUGGGUUGUUAAGGUCUGUGAUUUUGGCUUGUCCCGCUUGAAGCACCAUACCUUUUUGUCUUCAAAGUCUACUGCUGGAACGCCUGAGUGGAUGGCUCCAGAAGUCUUAAGAAAUGAGCCAGCCAAUGAGAAGUGUGAUGUAUAUAGUUUUGGUGUGAUUUUGUGGGAGUUGGCUACCACGAGGAUCCCAUGGAAGGGGUUGAACCCAAUGCAGGUUGUUGGAGCUGUCGGGUUUCAAAAUAGACGGCUUGAAAUUCCAGAGGAUGUUGAUCCAGUAGUAGCACAAAUUAUAUGUGAUUGUUGGCAAACGGAGCCACACUUGCGACCAUCAUUCUCACAGAUCAUGUCUCGUCUCCGCCACCUUCGGCGCCUGGUUGUUAGAACAGAUUCGACUGAAAAACCAAAUGAAGUUGGCCAUAGUACCAAAUUAUUGAGAUGAUAGUUGUUGCUUGGUUCAGAGAUCCGGAGCAGCUAAAGCUUUCAACGUUUUGUGCUUUCAAAUUAAAACAAGAAAACGGAUUAAGAGCUUAUCAGCCUGCCUCUAGCUGGGAUGCCAACAUGGAGAGCAGCUAAAGAUUUUACCUAUUGACAUAUGAGGAGAUUGCUGAACUGGGAAGUGUAAGGCUCAUUCAAAGCGGUAGGCGCAAACAACCAUCAGAGCACGGUAAAAACCGUUCCAACUACCUGCAUUAGUGCGGUUGAAGUUUGGUUUUCACAGUUCAGUAUCAAAAUUGUAUUUAAAAUAAAAAAAAACAAACUUUAUAUUUUUGGGGGGGAGAACUUGACAGCAAUUGUAUCUAUAGUCAGUUUUAUAAAGCAUGAGUUAGAGUAGGGCCGACAAGUUGUCCAAGGAAAAAAGGAGCAGGGACAACUGAAUAAUCCACCAGAAAAAGAGGGGUGAGGAGAGAAAUAGGCAAAAGAAAAUAAACGGUACAAAAUUGUUCAUUAUAAUUUGUAUGUAGAGGACCUAUUUGGAGUUUGGAAUUGUUAACAUGUGAUCUUUGCGGUUCAAGUGGAAAUGUAAACAGAAAUCUCGAAAUGAAGAAAGCAUUUGUAUA